CGAACCCUGAUGUGCAAGCAACAAUGGCAGACCAUGGAAAAUCACUUGGUGUUGUUGAAAAAACACUCUUCUUCUUUGAGCGUUUUGCACUCCUUGUUGCACUGCUCAUUCCCGAAGCUAAGGAUUUGGCUCUCUUAUGUGUCCUUAUUGCCAAUUUGGUUUACUUUACCGUGUGCUGCAUCACCUUGGAUGACCAUGUUGCUUCUCUUUUCCCAUUUGUUAUGUGUGAAUACCCUUUUUGGAUUGAGCGUCUUGCAUUCUUUUUAGUUUCAGUUUCUACCAAUUCUCACUGGCAAAGGUAUGGUUACUGGGAAAGGUGUAUAGGAGUUGGUCUCUUUGUUUUUACCAAUGCUGUUUACACCUACAUGAUGAUCUUCAUGGAUUUCAAGGAUUUUGGCUCUUCUUGUUGGAGUUUAUGUGGAAGCUCUAAUAAUAACCCUACAAAUGAGGAAACUAACAAGGGUGAGGAGUUGGAAGAGCCAGAAAACAAAAGUGAUGUGGAGUAUGAAGAAUUACUGAAACCUGAUGAUCAGAACAAUGGCAGCAACAGAGUUAAGGAAGAUGAAGAUACUCUAUAUCUACAUGUACAGGAAACUAGCAAGGGAGAAAAAUUGAUUGAAGAGAAAGCUAAGAUGGAGAAUGAUCCACACAGAGAAAAUAAGGAUGAUGAUAAUAAUGACAGCAGUGGAAUGGAAUUAUUCGAUGCAGAAUUUCAUGAAUUCAUGUUAAGAACAUUGAAGUUAGUGUUUCGUGUGGCUGUAGCUUCCAUUCCCGUGAUAGCCCCCGGCUAUUUCAACUGGCACUCAACUAUCUCCUUCUUUUUUGCAUAUGCCCUUUUCUUACUUCACUUCCCAAUUGAGCAUCGAAAUGUGGUCUAUAGAGCUGACGAAGUCAGCAUAGCCUUUCUGGGAAUCUGUUACAUUUGUGGAUCAUUAUUCUUAGGGGUAGUGGCUUAUGGUCUCUAUAUUUUAACUCAAUUGGUUUGCUUUAUAUACUGGUCAAGCGACUCAAGAUUGACACAGAAGCAGAAAAUAGUCAGUCAUGCUUUUAGAGUUUUUAGCUCUAACUCAAAGGAAGGUGAGAAGGUCAAGGGGCCAUUGGAAGGGCAAACUACCAACAAGGAUGAGCCUCCACAAGGUGACCAAGAAGCUGCUGCAGAAGAUAAAGCAAAUAAUAAAUGGGAAGAAGAUUUUUUGUGGUCAAAGACUGCUUUGGAUUUUAAAAUGGUUGAACAAUCGUGGGAGGAUGAUGAUAUAUGUGAAGAAUCGUGGGAAGCUGAUGACCCAAGUGACUGUAGCAUUAGCAAUGACUGGCAACAAGAAUGUGGGGAUUUGUUGGACAAAAAAGAAUACAAUUGGAAGAAGCUAAUCUUCAAGAGGAAGUUGAAAGAUGAAGGAUUUGAACAUAACCAACCUCACCAUGCAUUGAUAAAACAGCUUAAGCAAUUGGAACAUGACAAUAACACACUUGCUGCAAAGGUUCAUGCUUAUGAAGAAGAUAGCCUCAAGUGGGAGGGACAGAAAAACAAUCUCAUUGAAGAGCUUAAUGCUACAAGGAUUUCUAGAGAACAAAUUUCUCAUUGCUACUUAAAUUUGAAUAAAGAUUACAAUGAUUUAUUGAAAAAGUUUAAUGCUACAAAUACAGCUUUUAAACAUGAUGAACAACUCAAGUGGAAGGAAGAGAAAAACAUGAUCACCGCAAAGCUUGAUGAGGCAACUAAGUCACUGGAGAAGUACCAAGGCAUUGCAAAUGAAUUUGACGGGCAACGCCGCAAAUGGGAGGAAGAGAAAAAUGAACUCGAUGCAGCUAAAACUUAUUGGUACCAAGCCUAUUUGAAGCUUUCAUAUGCUAGUAAUGAAAAUUUUCACGUAAUAAAUGAAUCCACUGAGAGUUACAAAGCUCAUUUGCUUGAGUCUGAAGAAAUUUGCAACAAGUUAAUGGACAAGAAUGCUAUGCUUGCUGCAAAGCUUAUUGUGGAAACUUCAUCGGCUGAAUACUUCCAAAAACUUGUGCAUGAGUUUGAAGAAAAAUGCAGAGUCUUGGAGGCAGAGAAAAACGAUCUCAAUGCCAAGCUUUUCACAGCUAUGGCAUCCAACGAGCUUUACAAAAGCCUUCUGCGUAAUUUUGAUUGUCAGUAAUUCCUUUAUGCACUUAGCUUUUUAUUAGCAGUAGUAAUUACUAAUUAGGUGUGGUUCCUUAGGUUAUGGAGUAACUUUUUGGAUAGGUUAAAUGGUUAAAUACUUUUCAGUUUUAGGUAAUGUGCCUAGAUUUUCUACAUAUGGUUUAUUGACUUUAGCUUACUUUUGGUCAA
Messenger RNA from Quercus lobata, 2311 nucleotides. RefSeq lists its product as uncharacterized. Bases 24 to 2138 code for a protein of 704 amino acids. The transcript has 6 exons. NCBI's taxonomy places the organism in Eukaryota, Viridiplantae, Streptophyta, Magnoliopsida, Fagales, Fagaceae. The record is from RefSeq and is a predicted model, not a curated record.